ACACACCCCUUCAGUACUCCCGCAGCCAGGCCUAUAUCCUCCUUGUCCAUCUCCUCCCCCAAUCGGCUGGCUCCCCCUUCUCCUCUCCCAAUCACCCUUCUUUCUCCAUCCCCACCCCCCUUCUCUCCUACCCGAGGUUCUUUUUCUCCAUGUCCAAUCCGAGCGGGAAGGGUUGGAUAUGCUUGGAGUGCCAUCACGAGAAUCACCCGGUUGUCUGUAAGCUCGCAGUCAUACCUCGUCUCACUUGCGGCGGCCCGGGAUGCAAGACUAGGAGUACUACGAGCUACGAGUGCAGGCUGACCCAAACCGUCAUCGUUGGACGUCAGAGCAGGCAGAAAAUUCAGCUGGACGUGCCGAUUUACCGCCAGAAUGCGGAAAACUGCGGUUGCUAUGCCACUCUUACAGUGGUUCAGCUUAUGUGGCGUCUUCAUUUUGCUUGGAGUUUCGGUGCAUAUCACAGUGUGGAGCCAGAUGAAGUUAAAUUUGCAGCACUCUAUCGUUUGCACAACUUGGUAACCUAUCCUAGGGACCGCCACGGAAAUCCUAUGGAGGAAAUCUACAUUGAAAAGGCCCUAGAUCUCGUGCUAAAGUUUGGGAUCCCCAUAAAAUCGAGCAAACUCUGCUCUGGUGCUCUAAUUCCAGAGCGUACCAUCAAAAUCAAGUCUUGCCUCUCAGUUAUCCACUUGCCCAUAGAGGAGCUGACUAAGCUGAUCGGUAAUGGAUUCCCCCUCAUAGGAACUGUGCCAAUGGGUCGUCUUCAGAGCUUGAUCUCGUGCCAGGAGGUGUAUUAUGCACCAACUUUGAUACCGAACAAAUUCAAUGAGGGCUUCCAUAUGGUAGCGCUGAUUGGGUCGGGAUUGGGGCCCAAGCACAUUGCAGGGACUGAGCCGGUACAUGAAACCUACUUCGUGGCCAGGGAUUCUGGGGGGAUUGAUGCCCACGCCUCCACCAGCAAGGGGAAAUCAAACCGGGAGAAAGGCGUUGGAGGUGACUUCCUCGUGUGGGGAUCAGACCUGUGUGAAGCCUGGAUGGUAGAGAUAGUUGAUGAUUAUCUCCCAACUAAAAAGUGAGGGGAUGGGACCUCUGUGAAGUGUGGAAGGCAGCUUAUCUCACAGAAGAAGGAUCAGAUCCACUCAUGAAAUGGUCUACGAGUUCUAAUUAUUAUUCAGCCUAUGCACUCUCUAUUUUUCUAGACUUAGAUAUAAGCUGUAUUAGUUUGAUCAGACUGGGCCAAUUUGACUGCCAACUAGUUCUAGUUACUACUCAGCCUGUAAUCUACUGUUUUAAUCUAUGUACUAUCUCUGUUUCUAGUCUAGUUAUAAGUUGGAGUACUAUUAGUUUGAUGAUCA
Molecule: messenger RNA, 1349 nt
Organism: Lolium perenne
Lineage: Eukaryota; Viridiplantae; Streptophyta; Magnoliopsida; Poales; Poaceae
Source: RefSeq, a predicted model, not a curated record